AGUCGUUAUUUUCUUACGAACGUGUGUGAGUGCCACUCUGUUUUGAAACUGUGUUCAGUGAGAAAUUCUGUCCGCUCUCUGUUUGCGCCGAAUGACAUUUCGAUUUUAACUCCAAGCAAAAUGGCUGCCGAUUCGGGAAUGGAUACAUGCCCCUCGCCUGAGAUCGCCGAUUCCAGAAAAAGACCUCUGGAUGGGGACGCCGAGAACGGAGACACUAAGCGGUCCCACUUUAGUUCAGAUGGAGGAUCUGAUGAGGAAAAAUACGUUCAAGGAGGAGAUGGUACCUUCCACUUCAAAGUUUUGGUUCCCAGUGUUGCAGCUGGAGCCAUUAUUGGAAAGGGAGGUGAAACCAUUGCACAACUGCAGAAAGAAACUGGAGCUAGAGUUAAGAUGUCGAAAUCACAUGAUUACUAUCCAGGUACAACGGAGCGAGUGUGUCUGAUAACCGGCAGCGUGGAAGCAAUUAUGAACGCCCUUGACUUCAUAAUGAAUAAAAUCAGAGAAAAACCGGAUUUGGCCAAGAACAUGGGCGACUCAGAAAACAAGAUGCACGAACGGGAAAGGCACGUUAAGAUUUUAGUGCCAAAUUCUACAGCUGGUAUGAUAAUAGGCAAGGCGGGAAAUUACAUCAAACAGAUCAAAGAAUCCAGCGGGUCAUACGUACAGAUAUCACAGAAAUCCAAAGAUAUUAGUUUGCAAGAGAGAUGUAUUACAGUUAUCGGAGAAAAGGAACAGAACAAACAGGCCUGCAUGAUGAUUAUGAGUAAGAUAGUAGAAGACCCUCAGAGUGGCACGUGUUUAAACGUAUCCUACGCUGAUAUCAACGGUCCAGUUGCCAAUUUUAAUCCCACGGGUUCACCCUUCGCCAAUCAGCACUCACCAAAUGCUUUCAACGCUUCCACAACGAGUCUUAAUGGUGGUUUAAGUACUGCCGUUUCUCAGGGUCUCCUGCUUAAUGGCGGACUUAACCUUAGUCUAAAUUUGAACACUCCAGGACAGAAUAUUUCGAAUGUUACUGCGCAGUUAUUGGAUCAUAUCAAGAUGCAAUUGAGGACGUCCGGUCUGGCCGAUUCCCAAAUAGUUGAAAUUUGUGCUGCAAUUGCCGUUCUGGCCAAAUAUGGAGUCAUAUCCGUUGGAUUAGGAAUUGGUCAAGCCCAUCCAGGAACCUUGCCAAAUUAUUUGAGUGUUAUGGAAGGAGCUGCGCCAAAUCCAGGUGCAGGAGUUUUUGGAGCUAUCGGUCAGGUUAGCUUAGGAGAUUGUUUAGGUGCCAAUACUGCUGCUCCACGAUCUAGUUUGGAACGGUAUGAAUCUGCGUUUGACCCUUUUCGGCAUCAGGCCUCGGCUGCUACGGCGCCUAUUUCUUUAAAUAAUAAUAGUUUCGGUUUGGGUACGGGCCAGCAGAUGACUGUACUGAGCAAAAGUCCCACUCCUGCUGAAUUAGGUGGCCCCAAAGAUUCGAAAAAUGUUGAAAUUGCAGAAGUCAUAGUAGGAGCAAUUCUUGGUCCCGGCGGCAGAUCGUUAGUAGAAAUUCAACAGAUAAGCGGUGCAAGCAUCCAAAUAUCAAAGAAAGGCAUAUUUGCCCCUGGUACCCGUAACCGUAUCGUCACCAUAACAGGAAAUCCGCAUUCCAUCAAUACUGCUCAAUACCUAAUCGAACAGCGCAUAAGUGAAGAAGAAAUAAAAAGGGCACGUAACAACGGCUUAGGACAACUCGCAAUCCAGUGAUCAAUGCCCGAAGAGGGUGUUAGUAUAAAUAGUGUUACUAUUUCAUGUACAAACAACAGAAGUCCGCAGAAUGAGGGUAAACCUAUGGAAAAAGGACAAUCUUGGUGCGAGGAGUAGGUUGUUUGGGUAUUGGUCGGAACGUUAGGGCAAUUUAAAUGCUGGAUAUCUAUUAUUUCCAUCUUAUGUUACCUUAAAAACCUCUACUAGUUAAUAUAUAAAUCCUACUUUGAGAGGAGUUGAUAGUUGACAGCUUACCAGUAGCUGUCAGUCUGUCUUUUUAUCUAUUAAAAUACAGAUAUCUUCCAAAUGAGAUGAUAUAAGAUUUCAGCUUAUGAAUUUAAAUUGCCCUAAUAAUUGCCAUUUUUGUUUAAAAAUAUAUGUCUAUUUUAAUGGUAAAAUUACCAUUGUGUCUUGUUACCAUACUAUAUAAUUUGACUGGGUCUUUCGCGGGUGUUUUAUUGUUGUGAUAUCGUUUCGUUUACACUCCAAACAUCACCUGUUCCAAGCUUGAAUCAAUGUUAAAUCUAAAAUGUAUGCCAUAACCUAAAAAGACCCAUCUAUGUAUAUGUAUUGUAUUGUUUGUUUAUGAACUGUACGUCGUACAGUAUAAUAUACUUGUUUGUAUUUUAUUUUUUGAAAAAUUGAAAUAUAAAAUGUUAUUGAUAUC
This is a messenger RNA of Diabrotica balteata, 2392 nucleotides long. The record is from the annotation of a GenBank genome assembly. Lineage: Eukaryota; Metazoa; Arthropoda; Insecta; Coleoptera; Chrysomelidae.